Messenger RNA from Closterium sp. Naga37s-1, 179 nucleotides. NCBI's taxonomy places the organism in Eukaryota, Viridiplantae, Streptophyta, Zygnematophyceae, Desmidiales, Closteriaceae. The record is from the annotation of a GenBank genome assembly.
GCAGUGUCAACUUUGUCCUCGACCCGGCACGCUGAUAGUACGAGUCUUGGCGUCUCGUUUUCGCUCCGCCAUGUCAACGUUUACACCUGUGUCAGAGGUCGAACCUUCACGAGUAGACGUUCCGGGGAUUGCGCCAUGGGUGUUCCUCUCGCAUAAAGAAACCGAAUGCUUAAACUCAG